UAGUGGAGUCGGGAAAGACUCGACAUGCGGCUAACGGUAGAUUUUUACCGUUUUAUUUGCAUUAGGAGAAUUGCUAUCUAGACAAAUUUACAAACGUUUAAAGUAUGGCUAGUGGUUCAGAGGAAGAUGCGUUAAAAGAAUGCCCACAAGGCUCAGAGUUGAGGCGGGCUCGGCCUCCAAGUAAGAAGAAGCUGGAAGAUGAAGUCGAGGGUCUCAUGGUUCAAAUCCGACAGAAGGAAACAGAAAUUAAAUCGUUUGGCGCAAGCAGCCAGAUAUCUGAUUCGAAGAACAUCCGUGCCGAGAAAGAGGCCACGAUAGAGAGGAGAAAGAAGGUGGACAAUGAUUUGCGAGCUUUAAACCUGGCCAUAACACAGAAGAUGGGUGGUUUGUCAAAGUUACAGUCAAAUCUACGCUACAAAGCCGAAGACCGACACAAUGAAGCAAUCAGGAAACUAGAAUGGAAUUUAAGAGUCCAGAAUUUUAAAAUUUCUGAGGAAAAGAAGAUUGUUGCUGAAAUCGACAGUCUGAAAAGAUCAAAGAAAAGUUUAGACCAGUACAUGACAUUAAAGAAAGAGAUAGAUGGAAUGAGAGACAGGCAAAGAAGAAUGAGAGAAGAACGAGAUCACUACUUCAAAAAGGUCAAUGAGUUGAAGCAUAGAGAAGAUGGAGCAAGAAAGAAAAGAUUCACAGACAAAACCAGAACAGAGAUAUUGAAAAAAGAAAUUGAUGAAUUGUAUGAGAAGAAGCGAUCAAUGGUUGGAGAAUUUCACAAACAGCGACAGGCGUUCCAGGACGGCCAGAGACGAUAUCGUCAAGAGAGUUUCAAAAAACGAGAAGAGGAAAGAAAAGCACAACAGAGAGAAAUUGAUGACUUUGAGAGCGAAAAAGAACCGUUUGAAGAAGACAAACUGUUGUGUAAUAUGCUAUUUAACUACCUGCAACGGUUCACCCAGAAUUCCGAUUCCGACAUCACACCAGCUCAAACACCAACGGAUGAAAACCUUCCCUCUAUUGGUGUCUGUGGUCCGGCUGAGGAGUUGGAAGAUGGGGCAUAUGUACUUUUGAGAAAAUCUGAUGACCUUGAAUCGGAAUAUAUCGGAACCUGUCGACGGCCCAGUCGAAAGAAUCGACGCAGCAGGAAGCAGUCAAUGACGAAACCCAUCACACACACUCCCGAGGUGAUCAGUCAGUUUGCGGCUCUCAACCUGACGGCUCCGUCCAGCGCUUAUGAGGUCACAGCCGCCAUUGAACAGCUUCAAGGUCGAAAGCUGUAUUACGAACAGCGCCUGCGAGACCACCGCAGCAUGGACACAGACUCAUUCGACUUCUCCUUCUCUGGCUCCAGCAGCUGCAGCUCGAGCAUGUUUUCCUCGUCCAUGCGUGCGCGCGCCGACACCUGGGGCUUCAUGGGCGAGCCUCACCCGAUAGCGGAGGAGAAUUCUCAGAGCGAGGCCGGCGUGUCAGCGACAGAGAGCGUCGUCUGCGAGAUGUCGCGCCAGGCCAGUAAGACGGAGAGCUGCGAGAGCGCCUGCGAUACGCGCCCCAAUGACCACAUCAUGGACGAGCUGAUCGCCAUGAGCACCACAAUGUGUUGCCGUGACAACCUGGAACAACCAAAAUGUGCCUUCUCCAGCAGCCCAUUGUCUCUGUCGGACAGUUCGGACACCCCGAGAGACUCGCUUGUCGACGGUAACGGGUAUUUGUGCGACUGUAACAAUUCCGACGGAACGACGACAACUACAUCCUGUGAUUCCACACCAAACCAUGGACAGUCGUCAUGUGACUGCUGCACACCGAGCCAAUCGCUGAUGAGAACGGACACGCAGAGUAACGACAAUGUCUGUUCAACCAGUACAGACAAGACAGACUGCAAAACUCAGUGUUGUGAUAGAGAUACCAAUAAUGUGAUAAUGGAAACAAAGACUUCGUUGUCAUCGCCACACGCCGCCACAAGUGUAAAAUUACCUGAUCCCCACUCGGCGAUAGCAGGGCCCGGUACGAGGGAUGUUGUUAAUCAGGUGUCCGAGCUGACCACAGGGGGAGACAACCCCCAUGUUGAUUGUGUCAAGUCUUGAUGAUACGUCUCUUAGCAUAGCAUGUGGCGUCGUGGCAAUGUAUUUUAAGUCUUAGUGUUUGUUUUCUCGGAAGUGAGCUGGCCUGGUCCUUAUAAAACCUUUAGAGUCUAGACUCGAGACUCUAAUAGAGUCUGAGACAGGAACGCCAUGGCAACGCCAUACAAAUUGCGUGUGUGAUUGAGAUUGAGUCUGGACUCUAAAAGUUUUAUAAGCACGGGCCCUGGUUAUGGGAAUUGUUGCUGUCGAACACAUUGUUAGUUUACGACAAUAUGCAUGUGUGAAUAAGAUGCUGAGUUUACCAGCCUUUUUUCCAUUCCAUUCUCCUUCCUCUGUAUCAAGUCAAAAAAUAAUUAAAGGUACAUGAUCUUCUUACAAACUUUGUAUAAUAUUUCCAGCUAGAACGUAUUUCUUUGCAACCUCGCCUGACCUCAAACCAAAUGCAUGUCCACCAUUUGAAGUGCCCUUUUUAAUUACUUGAAAUUUAUCGUUGUAUUUUCCCCACAAAAAAAUUAAGCAACUUAUUGACAGUUUAAAAAAAUAUAUAAAUUAUCUUUCAAACUGUAUGUCAAUUUACUUUAACAAUUUAUCAAUAAUAUAUUAUACACACUUGCCUGUGCCAAAUGUAUUGAGUACCAGUAUAUCGUACACAAAUGCCUGUGCCAAAACAUCCCCAAUUGUCAGUACGAUAAAUUAAACAAGAACGGACAUCUAAUCUAUCUCAUUGCAUUGAAACAAUGUAUCAAAUAUAUUAUACACACAUGCUUGUGCCAAAACAUCCUAAAAUGACAAUACCAUAAAUUGAAUGAAAAUGGUCAUUAUUUCAUUGCAAUUGCAGUUAAAAAGUAUAGUUGAUUAUAAAAUACUUAAAGGGACAGACCCUAGUUUUUUAAACUAAGCCAUAUUUUUCAUUAUUAGAGCCAUUUAUGAUCACUGAAAUCGAAACUUUACUUAUAUUUUAUUGGUUAGCUUAUUCAUUUCCAUGCAACCAAACUUUUUCUGGUCAUCUGGGUGUUUGUAAUAGCACAAAAUUCAUUUUUCACAUUUUUAAAAACACACGUGGGUCUGAGAAGUAAAGGUUAUGGUGUCGCGUUUUAGUCUAUUUUUAAGGGUAUUUCAACGUCACAGACUCUUGUUU
Messenger RNA from Gigantopelta aegis, 3210 nucleotides. RefSeq lists its product as uncharacterized. Gene Ontology annotation, cellular component: ribonucleoprotein complex; endoplasmic reticulum; nuclear outer membrane-endoplasmic reticulum membrane network. The record is from RefSeq and is a predicted model, not a curated record. Gene Ontology annotation, molecular function: mRNA binding. The transcript has 12 exons. Bases 105 to 2075 code for a protein of 656 amino acids. NCBI's taxonomy places the organism in Eukaryota, Metazoa, Mollusca, Gastropoda, Neomphalida, Peltospiridae. Gene Ontology annotation, biological process: intracellular mRNA localization.